Messenger RNA from Aedes albopictus (Asian tiger mosquito), 4158 nucleotides. RefSeq lists its product as uncharacterized. The transcript is spliced from 2 exons. Lineage: Eukaryota; Metazoa; Arthropoda; Insecta; Diptera; Culicidae. Gene Ontology annotation, biological process: DNA integration. Gene Ontology annotation, molecular function: nucleic acid binding. The coding region runs from base 673 to 3729 and encodes 1018 amino acids. The record is from RefSeq and is a predicted model, not a curated record.
ACAAUAUAUCAAAUGUUUGGAUUUAGAGUGCAUUUGAUCUCUGUCAAAUGUUUAUAGCACGAAGGCUUGAAUAAACGAUCCGACGACCGUCGGGCUCUCUUCUACAUCUGACACCGAACGAAGUGGACGUAUUUCUGCAAGCUCCGAAACAGUGACUUAACCUAAAAAGGAUACUUUUCCUUCCGAUCAAUCUAGCUUAGGUUUCACCUCGUGGUCCGCUUUCUGUAGUGAGCUUUUCCUUUAAGUAUAAAACCCGAUUUUAACAGUUGGCGACGAGGAAAAACAGAGCAAAAAGUGAAGUGAAGCUUCCGAUAAGUAAAGUUAUACGCGUAAGGAGUGAAAGGUGAGUUGUGCUGCCGGACAGCAGCGGACGGAACCUUCGGCGACCGGAUCAUCAACCAACAAGGCGGCCGGAUUCCUUUUCACGGCGGCUGCGAGAUUCCAGUCGACGGCUUUUUCGCCCGGAUUUUUGAUCUUCGACGGUCGGACGUUUGACCUUCACGGCGACCGCAACCCUUUCGAUCCCAGUGGCGGGAUUUUGAUCGGCUAGAGUGCAGGGCAAUUGUGAACGAUUUUUUCCCCAUCUGGAAUUAGUGGCGUUUUGAUUUGGAUUUCUGAUAUUUUUUUUGUCGGCGUUUGUGAGGCAAGUUUGCUUGAGUGAUUUUUGCAAUAAUGGCCUACGUAUCCCCGAAUAUUGACCCGUACCGAAAAGGGCAAUCUUUUGCUUCGUGGUAUAAGCGACUUGGCUACCAUUUUCGCAUCAAUAAGGUGGCGGAGGAGAACCGAAAGGACCAGAUGUUCCUUUUAGGGGGCGAAUACCUUUUCGAAGUGGCACAGAAUUUGUACCUCAGCGAGCAGUUGCUUGAUGCAGCUCCGCUUGAAGAAUUAGUUGAAAAACUUAAGCAAAAACUUUACAAAACAGACUCAGCUUUGAUUCAACGAUUUAAAUUCGGAUCCCGGGUACAGCAACCUGGAGAAACAGCCAGUGAUUUUCUUUUUUCACUAAAGCUCCAAGCGGAGUAUUGUGCAUUCAAGAACGACAAAGAUGGUCGCAUUCUUGAUCGUGUCCUUAUUGGCUUGUCAGAUGACGCCCUACGACAGAAAUUGUUGGCUGAGGAAGGGGAAAAAUUUGACCUUGCCCAAGCUGAGAAGAUGAUUACCACUUGGGAAAUGGCUGCUUCUCAUGCAAAAGCGUUAACAAAGGAAGAUUCUUCCACACAAAUCGCCUCCAUCGGUAGUCUGACUGGGGGGCGAGGUGCUGUUUUGCAGCGAAUCACAGCUUUAGCGCGGGGUCGUGGUCCUGUGAAAAGCCGACUAGGGCAGCGGCCCCAGUUCCAGUCUACUGUACAACCGUACAACAGGUACAAUGAUCGAGGUAGUUAUCCUUCGCAGUCCAGACAGCCUAGACCGGCGCGGUUCCAGGAACAGCAUCGCCGAUACCAGGAUGCAGCGGUUUAUCCUGCGGAAAUGAGGGACAACCAGCAGCAGAGAAUCGACCAACGAGUGUGCGAAUACUGUGGUGUGCGAGGCCAUGUGAAGAGGAAGUGUUUCCGACUGAAGCACUUCAAGAAGGAUCCGAUCAACAGCAUCGACAUGGAGCAACCUGGCCCGAGCAUGGAGAACAAGUUGUCCAAUAUGAUGAACCAGAUGACCUGGGAGGACAAAAGCAAUAAUUCGGAUCAAGGUGAAUUAGAAUGUAUGCACAUUUCAACAAUUAACCAAAUAAGCAGCCCAUGUUUACUAGAACUAACUGUUGAGGGGAAAAUAAUGCAGAUGCAAGUCGACAGUGGAGCUUCUGUUUCUGUUAUUGGGAAAAAGCUAUUUAUUACUAAAUUUGAUGUUCCUCUUCAGAAAAGUUCAAAAAAUUUAAUUGUGGUGAAUGGUGCCAGUUUGAACGUUGCUGGGGAAGCUGUUGUUUCGGUUGAAUUUCGAAAUAAAACGAGCAUUUUAAAACUUGUAGUGUUAGAUUGUGAGCAUAACUUUAUUCCUCUUUUAGGCAGAACAUGGUUGGAUGUUUUCUUUCCCAACUGGCGUAAUUAUUUUGACAAAUUAAUAACUGUUAAUAAUGUGAUUGAUGAUAAACAAAAUGUUUUGCAGAAUGAAAUUAAGGAUAAAUUUCCUGAUGUUUUUCUCAAUGAAUUUUUUUCUCCUAUUAGAGGUUAUGAAGCCGAGUUGGUUUUAAAAACAGAAAAACAAUUUAAGAAAGUUUAUGACAUUUCCUUCAGGUUGAGGGACAAAGUAACUAAAUGUUUUGAUAGUCCAGAUUGUCAGAAUUUUGAAAUUCUCAUGCAAAAUAGUGCAGACUACAGACGAAAACCUUUUAUUGUUUUGGGUAGAUUGUCUAAAGCUAAUAUUAAGGCAAAUUGGAAGGCUACGAAAUUGUUUGUAUUUUGGUCGGAAUAUCUGUAUCAUGCCAUUUGCAAAGAAGGUUUGUUGCAGUGGAAAACUCCUUUAUAUAACAAUAACAGAUACAUUCCAGGUUUGUCUUGCAAACUAUAUCGGUUGUAUAGUUUGUUGAAGAACGAAUUUAUUGCCUUUUGGAAUGGUAGUUGUAACAAAUCAGAUAGUUUACUUUUUGGAAAAGUUUUUCUUGGAUUGUUCAGUCCAAGAAAACAAGUCGUAGUAGUAUAUGGUGUAUUUGAUGGAGUCGUUUUGCAUUUUGUUGGCAGAGUAGAGAAAUCCAAGGUUUUGACAAGUAUUUUUUCUAAAAAGGUGGAAAAUGAGUUGAUGGAAAAUUAUAUAUCGUGUUCAGAAGUUAUUAAGAAAUUGUUAGCAUAUUUUGCUAGAUUUGGGUUUCCGGAUAUUUUAGUAUCAGACAAUGGUCCUCCAUUCAAUAGUUAUGAUUUUAAAAGCUUUCUUGAAAGGCAAGGAAUAAGGGUCCUGAACAGUCCUCCAUACAAUCCUGCUAGCAAUGGCCAGGCGGAGAGGUUUGUUCGUACGGUUAAAGAUGUUUUGAAAAAGUUACUUCUUGACCCAGAAUACGCGAAAGUAGAAUUGGAAGACUUGAUAAACUUAUUUCUAAUAAAUUUUAGGAACAAUAGUUUGACGAUGGAGGGUUUUUUCCCUUCCGAAAAAGUUUUAGCAUAUACGCCGAAAUUAUUAAUCGAUUUGGUUAAUCCAAGGCGACAUUCUAACCAUCAUAACAUACAAGUGACUAAUAAUAACAACAACAAUGAUGAGCCUUACACCGGAUCUAACUAUAACCUUAAUAAUGGGGUUCAUAAAGAUCCACUGGACAGUCUGAUGGCGGGAGAUGUACUAUGGUACAAAAACCAUAAUCCUAACCAUCAGGCUAAAUGGUUAAAAGUUCAUUUUAUUAAGCGUGUUUGUAAACAUAUCUUACAGAUUACAACUGGAAACGGCAUAACUACAACCGCGCACAGAAGCCAAAUCAAGAUCGGCAAUGAUUCCAGCAGAGGGGUCCGUCGGGGGUUGGUGGUGCGUGUCGAUCCUGAUGUCGAUGAAACCGAUCCACUGCCACUACCAAGUCGCGAAGAAGAGGAGCCUUUCCGGGUUCGCGAUCCCGACCCACUACCACUGCGAGGAGCGAGCGAUGACGAGGAGCCUUUCCGGGGAUUCCCGGAGUGCGAACAGGAUAGGAGAAGAACAUUAUCGGUCAAGCCGAAACGGAAACGGAAAAUUGAGACGGAUUUGGCGCUCGAUGGCCAGCCAAGGCGUUCGAAGCGAACGCGAAAAACUAAUUACAGAAGUGAAUUGAAAUAUUUUUAAUUGUAACAAUUAAUCGAAGAAAUUUUGUAAUAUUAUUUGAAAUACUUUUCUAUUAUAACUAAAAUAGUUAAUCGAAUAACUCUAAAAGAGGAAGGACUGUUGAGUCCGCCAAUUGAAAUAAUUUUAGAGUGACUACUAUAAAAGUAAAACGUGUAUAAACUAACAAUAUAUCAAAUGUUUGGAUUUAGAGUGCAUUUGAUCUCUGUCAAAUGUUUAUAGCACGAAGGCUUGAAUAAACGAUCCGACGACCGUCGGGCUCUCUUCUACAUCUGACACCGAACGAAGUGGACGUAUUUCUGCAAGCUCCGAAACAGUGACUUAACCUAAAAAGGAUACUUUUCCUUCCGAUCAAUCUAGCUUAGGUUUCACCUCGUGGUCCGCUUUCUGUAGUGAGCUUUUCCUUUAAGUAUAAAACCCGAUUUUAACAGA